Messenger RNA from Amphibalanus amphitrite, 728 nucleotides. RefSeq names its product protein cereblon-like. NCBI's taxonomy places the organism in Eukaryota, Metazoa, Arthropoda, Thecostraca, Balanomorpha, Balanidae. The transcript has 6 exons. The record is from RefSeq and is a predicted model, not a curated record. The coding region runs from base 172 to 711 and encodes 179 amino acids.
GGCAACUAGAGAAUAUUUUGCAACGCAAAUCCUGCUGCUGAACAUAAUGUGCGUCAGGUUUCGCGCAGUACGGCGAUUUUGUUUACAAGAAUCAAAGCCGUAGAAAUGAAUGAAUGAGUGAUAUAAAAUUUUGGCUGGAUAAUUUUUGAGGGGUAUGCCUAUUUGUGCUAGAUGCUUCGGUUGCUGAUGCAGUACGGAAUUCUCGUAUUAUUGACGCUCCUGGAAGUGAGUGAACUUUCACUCACUGACGGUAACAGUCAAGUCCCAGGAGAGGAGUCACUGGGAGAAAACAACAGCAUUGUGAUCUGCCGCCAUUGUGGACACGACCUCUUUGACCCUCAAGACAUCUUCAGUUUUGAAAGUCCAGGGUCACUGCAAACAAAAAACAACACAGUAAUAGGUUCUGUGCGAUCGAAUGUGCAGCUCCUGCAGAACCCUCACGGCUAUCAGUUUGAGGUGGUGACGGUCCGGCACAGCAUCUGCGCGCCCCAGGGCACGUGGCAUUCAUCUCACUCGUGGUUUCCGGGCUACAGUUGGAAGAUUUGUCUCUGUCCCACGUGCCACACUCACAUCGGCUGGAUAUUCAAGAAAGUUAAGCCUUCGGAGGAAGACACGACAAACAACUCGUUUUUCGGUCUCAUUCUAGACAGGAUUUUGGAGGAGUCAUCCAUCAGCCAGCUGCUGGUCACUCCCAAGUCGUACAGAGUGUAGCGCCGGUACGGGCCCAG